UCCGGAGGUUGAAAACGGCGAUCGGGAAAGCUCGGCGCUCUUCUCCGCCCGCUGAGACGAGGCGAGGAGGAAGGGGGCGUAUAAAAGCCUGGCGGGCUUUCCCCUCCUCUUUUGCUCAGAGUCGUCUCGCGGCUUGGAGGCGGAGCCUUGGUUUGGAGCGCCUCUCGCCCGGCCGGCCAGUUCGGGAACCCAGCGGCGUCGCUGCCCCUCCGUGCUCCCGGCAAACGCCAUGGCCGUCUGGAGCGGCACCGAUUCCAGCACGGGAGGCUCGGCCCGGCCCAGCUUGACCUCGGUCUCCUCGGGGGAGCUGCAGAGCCUGCGGACGUGCAACUGCGAGUUGGCCCUUUUGCCGCUGCGGCAGCUGCUGCUCCUGCAGCCGAACUCCUUCCAGCUGCAGGGAGACACGGUGGCCGUGCUGAACCCGUCCAGCCGACGCCCCGGCGGGGGCUUCACGGUGAUCAGCGACGGCUCCCUUUACGUGGACGGGCAGCGCCUUUGCCGCCUCUCCGGCUACUUCAAGAGGCACGUAGAGCUCAACACCCACUAUGACUACAAAAACUAUCGGGAGACUAUACUGGGCCGUCCACUGGUAUUCUUCGUUAAUAUCCGGACAAAGUAUAAUUCUUCAAAAGAAAAAACAUAUGCUUUGCUUGUGAACACUCGGCACCCUAAAAUGAGAAGACAGAUAGAGAAUGGCAUGAACAACAUUAUAUCCUCUGUGUUUGGAGAAAGUUACAAACUUAAGUUUGAUUUUCAAGAUGCAGUAAAGAAAUUCUUUCCUUCAGGAACACAUCUGGUUAAUGGAGAGAACUUGAGCUUUUCCUAUGAGUUUAAAUCUGAUGCCUUAUUUGAUUUCUUUUAUUGGUUUGGGAUCAGCAAAAACACCAUCUCAGUGAAAGGCAAAGUUCUUAACUUGUCAAGUACCAAUACAGAGAAGAAGGAAAUGAUAACAAGAUUUCUGGAUAAAAUGAGUGAACCUAAUCUACGUUCAAACAGCUUUUCAGACAGAAAGUUCAGUGUUACUUCCAGAACUUCAGUAGAUGACGUGUUCAACAGCAGCUUGACACCACAGUCACCUUUCAUGGAGUCACCAUUCACAGUCUGGACAGUUUCAGCAAUUCAGGAGCCUGAAGACUGAUCAAAUACAGUGGUCAGGUUUGCAUAAGUGGAAAAGAUACAUUGGAUAAAGAAGGGGAUACACAAUGGUGGAACCAUCCUUAUUGAAGGAACACAAGGAGUUAUCAAAAGGACAUUUUGUUCUCUUUUGUGUGUUGCCUAAAAUAGAAGGCUUUUGCAUUGCAGCCAUUUCCUUUGCUUGAGGAGAAAUCUUCUCUGAUACUUGAAAUGGCACUUCCAGAGUUCACUCUCGGCAUUAAAAACUGUUUGUACAUGGUAGAGCUUUCUUGAGACAAGCUGUUCCACUUCCAUAUAGAUCCAAAGAAAUGAUUACAGUGGUUAAAAUACCAUUUUCCACGUUUUAAAGAGAUCCUUGAAACGGCAAGCAGUAACCAGUUAAUUUUAUCAUUGCUAGAAUGAUUAUUAUUGUGCCUGAUAACUGGCUUUAAAAACAAUUUGAAGUCCUUUAAUAGCCUUUAUGUUAAAGAAGUCAGUUCUAAUACUUAUUACAAGCUAAACUUACUGCAGUCUUUUAAACAGUGGGCACUGGUGGCUUGAAAGAACUGACUGUUUGGGCCCAAUCACUUUUAAAUGGUACUUCAAAAACUAGUUUGUUGCCUAAGUUUGUAGCUGUUCCCAGUCCUGGAAAUAUCUUUUGAACUGGAAUUCAGAAUGGGAUGAGAUUCUGAUCUGGGUUUGACUAAAUGUUUUCUGUGUUUCUUUCCCUCCCCUGUAAAAAUCAGUGUUCUGUGCUUCCUUUCGCCAAGGGGGAAAAAUUAGGUUGGUUGUCUGCAUCAAGAAAUCCCAGUUCCUGCCAGCAGAUGCCCAGUCUGGUGGUCUGCCUUCCCCCCUGCAUUCUCUGUGAAGUGAUGAUCAAUAAGUAAGCCAUUGAACUCUUGAUUCUGCAAAUCAUGCCUCUGCAAACAUAUGCCUUAUUCAACCAGUACUACUGUCUAGUUUGUACUGAUCUUGUUUUUCAACCCUAACCAUGGUCGCUCUUAAAUGUACUUUAAAAAAAAAAAAAACUCAUGGUAACAAAUAGCAUUUACUGUUAUUCUAGCAACUCCUCUUUUCACUCCUUUAUCAAUAUGAAAAAAAUUAUAUUUCAGGAGCUCAGUUGGGGGUGGUGAAAGAGGAAGUAUUUUAAAAUCAAAGUUGGCUUUAUGUUCUCCUAUUGGUUACCUUGACCACAUCAUUACAUGAUGCCAUCAUGUCAUCCAGGGUAAACAGUGCCACAGCAAGGCUAUCUAAUUGCCCACUCUUGUUAUUAUGGGAUUAAUGGUACCACUGUGUUUGGAAGCAAUGGUAAAAGCGGACAGAGAAGUGUGUAACUUGUGUAACUCAGCCUUAUUUGGCAUGGUGUGAGAUGUGGCAUUGUGGGCAGGGAUACAGCCACGGUAGCAAUGUCCCUGCCUUAGAAAAUGCCAAGGUUUUUUUGAGUUGUAUGUAGUACUUGGGCACUUUGCCUCCUUUCUUCCUAACUGCUUGGUGGUAGUAUCUACAAUACACAUAGUAUGGAUUUUUAGAAGUAGUAAAUUGCCCCUAACAUGCACAUCACUGUCUUUGCAAAGGCUCUGUUGUCCCAAGAGCUGACUCAUUUCCUUCUAUGACUAGACUUUGAAGAGUUGGCACUCAUUGGGGUGAUGGGGGGCACCCUGCGCAUGUAGAAGUGUCAUGCAUCUGGGAAUGAAUGUCCAAAGAGAAGGGAUAAUAACAUGAUUUGGAGCACAUUAAGUGCAGAGUAUAACUCUGAGAUUAAUGAUCUUUGAGUCUAAAGAAUUCUAACUCUAGAUGUCCUAAGAGGUUCCACACUAAAACUCUAUAGUGUACUUGCAUCUUCCAAACUGGACAGGUAACAUGAAGUACAGAAAUAGAGGUUUCUACAGAGAGGUUUUUUUUAACCUUUCCCCAUACAAACACCUUUUUUGUAUAACUAAAUGAUAACAUGGAAAUACUAGCCUUGUACAUCUCAAGGAGAUGUUUGGUAUAACUUUAUGAAGCUUAUUACUGCACAGAAGUUUUUGAAAACUACCUUUUCGCCUUGCUUGUCUGGUAAGCGGAAUGCAUGAGUGGAGCGAAUGAAUCCAGCAACAAUUGUGUUCAUUUUCCCCCAUGACCCUAUUCAGUGAGUGCAUUUAGAAUGUUUUAAGUAUGUAAAUGUAUUUGAAUGUACUUAGCAAAGUCACUUUAUAUAAACACAAUAGCCUCUUCCGUGCCUUGUAAUAUAUACUUUGUAAAACAUUAAUAAAGGGAGAUUUUAUGUA
Messenger RNA from Gekko japonicus, 3380 nucleotides. RefSeq names its product mesenteric estrogen-dependent adipogenesis (gene MEDAG). Lineage: Eukaryota; Metazoa; Chordata; Lepidosauria; Squamata; Gekkonidae. The record is from RefSeq and is a predicted model, not a curated record. The transcript has 5 exons. Bases 230 to 1138 code for a protein of 302 amino acids. Gene Ontology annotation, cellular component: cytoplasm.